Molecule: messenger RNA, 3704 nt
Organism: Acomys russatus (golden spiny mouse)
Lineage: Eukaryota; Metazoa; Chordata; Mammalia; Rodentia; Muridae
Gene: Etv1
Product: ETS variant transcription factor 1
Exons: 13
Coding region: 428-1861 (477 amino acids)
Biological process (GO): cell differentiation; regulation of transcription by RNA polymerase II
Cellular component (GO): nucleus
Molecular function (GO): DNA-binding transcription factor activity, RNA polymerase II-specific; sequence-specific DNA binding
Source: RefSeq, a predicted model, not a curated record
AGUAGGUUUUCUCCGUGCCUUUUCCUGGGUGCCGACCCUGCGAUUUCCCGCAGAGUGGUCGAGUAGGCAGAGGGGCGCAGCAGAACCAAGGGAAGGGGCCGAAAGCCGCCUGAUUGACAGCCCGAAAUCUGAUCUUGUGAAAGAGACGUGGAGCCAAUGGGAGGCAGCGAUCCAUCAGUUUGGAUUGGAGGCCCCUGGAGGAGAAGUAGAGGAAAAACCACCGAAUUCAGCUCUGUCAGAGGCGCUUUCAGCUUCCAAGGGGAAGUGCUGGGCAAUAAUUAAUGUUUUUAUUAAAUUUGGAGGGAAUUUUUUGCAGCCGUUCGCCUAGCGUGGCCUUCAGGUUGAUAGAAGUCCAGAUCCCGAGGAAAUCUCCAGCUAAAUGCUCAAAAUAUAAAACACUGAGCUAAUAUUUGCGAAGAGGAGCAGAAUGGAUGGAUUUUAUGACCAGCAAGUGCCUUACGUGGUCACCAACAGUCAGCGUGGGAGAAAUUGUAACGAGAAACCAACAAAUGUCAGGAAAAGAAAAUUCAUUAACAGAGAUCUGGCUCAUGACUCAGAAGAACUCUUUCAAGAUCUGAGUCAGUUACAAGAAACAUGGCUUGCUGAAGCUCAAGUACCUGACAAUGAUGAGCAGUUUGUGCCAGACUAUCAGGCUGAAAGUUUGGCUUUUCAUGGCCUACCACUGAAAAUCAAGAAAGAACCCCACAGCCCAUGUUCUGAACUCGGGUCUGCCUGCAGUCAAGAGCAGCCCUUUAAAUUCAGCUAUGGAGAAAAGUGCCUGUACAAUGUCAGUGCCUAUGAUCAGAAGCCACAAGUGGGAAUGAGGCCCUCCAACCCCCCGACACCAUCCAGCACUCCAGUGUCUCCACUACAUCAUGCAUCUCCAAACACAACUCAUACUCCGAAACCUGACCGGGCCUUCCCAGCUCACCUCCCUCCUUCUCAGUCCAUACCAGACAGCACCUACCCCAUGGACCACAGAUUUCGCCGCCAGCUUUCUGAACCCUGUAAUUCUUUUCCUCCUUUGCCGACGAUGCCAAGGGAAGGGCGUCCUAUGUACCAACGCCAGAUGUCCGAGCCAAGCAUCCCCUUCCCACCGCACGGCUUUAAGCAGGAGUACCACGACCCAGUCUAUGAACAUAACACCAUGGUUGGUGGUGCAGCCAGCCAAAGCUUCCCCCCUCCUUUGAUGAUCAAACAGGAACCCAGAGACUUUGCGUAUGAUUCAGAAGUGCCUAGCUGCCACUCCAUUUAUAUGAGGCAAGAAGGCUUCCUGGCUCAUCCAAGCAGAACAGAAGGCUGCAUGUUCGAAAAGGGCCCCAGGCAGUUCUAUGAUGACACCUGUGUUGUCCCGGAGAAGUUCGAUGGAGACAUUAAGCAAGAGCCAGGAAUGUACCGGGAAGGACCUACAUACCAGAGGCGAGGAUCCCUUCAGCUAUGGCAGUUUUUGGUAGCUCUUCUGGACGACCCUUCAAAUUCUCAUUUCAUUGCCUGGACUGGACGGGGCAUGGAAUUUAAACUGAUUGAGCCUGAAGAGGUGGCCCGGCGUUGGGGCAUUCAGAAGAACAGGCCAGCUAUGAACUAUGACAAACUUAGCCGUUCUCUCCGCUAUUAUUAUGAGAAAGGAAUCAUGCAAAAGGUGGCUGGAGAAAGAUACGUCUACAAAUUUGUGUGUGACCCGGAAGCCCUUUUCUCGAUGGCCUUUCCGGAUAAUCAGCGCCCACUGCUGAAGACGGACAUGGAACGUCACAUUAACGAAGAGGACACAGUGCCUCUGUCUCACUUUGACGAGAGCAUGAGCUACAUGCCAGAAGGGGGCUGCUGCAACCCGCACCCCUACAACGAAGGCUAUGUGUACUAACAUAAGUGACUGUCAAGCGGGGCACCUCGUGCUUCGCCUCCGUUUUUUUCAAGAUACAGAGAAUCACCGAAUUCUCGUCAAUCUUUGUUUUAUUUUUGUUGUUUGUAUUUUAUUUUUUAAAUAAUAAUACAAAAGGGGGCUUUUCCUGUUGCAUUAUUCUAUGGUCUGCCAUGGACUGCGCACUUUAUUUGAGGGUGGGUGGGACUAAUCUAGACAUUCAUUCCUUGUAACAGGAAGAUGGUGGGUGAGUGGGCAGAGGGAACUGGGGAAUUCCUUUUUACUUAGGCUUGGGAUGGGGUCCUACGGGUUUUCUGUAUAAUGAACUAUAUCAUGUUUGUUCGAUUUCAUAAUAACGUAAGAUAAUUUUCCCUGGGUGUCUACGGUACAGUUGAUUUCACGUUAUGUAAAUAAUCUACUUGGAGACCAUUUGCCUUGGGCAUUUCCCCAUCAUUACUAAGUCUCUGCAGGUGUACAAAACAAACAAACAAACAAACAAACAAACACAAAAAACUACUGUAAAUGGCAGUUUAAUGUUAGAAAUGACUGGUUUUGCACCUCUUGUAAAAAAAAGUAUUUAGCAAUUGCAUUUGUUGUUCUUUCUGUUUGAUUUUGCUUUACAGAUGACUUGUAGGAAUUAACCAUGAAUGUGGGCAAUUCUCUCUGAAGUUGAGUAAUCAACCAUGAGUGCAAAUGAGGGGCAUAAUUUUGGACUCUGGCUCCAACUGAGUCACAGGCCAGUAGCAUUUCAUGUAUCAGGUGCCAUCUUGCUGUUUCGGUACAAAUACUGUCUUUUAAGUAUGUUGAUGCCCAUUUCUGCUCAAUAAUGACAUCAUGAUCCUUUGGAAUCUUCAUUAAGUGUUAAAUCUGGGAUCACAAUGAAACAAAAAAGAAAAAAAGAGAAAAAAAUUACCUGUCUCUUUUCACUAUCUUCAGUACAUAAAUACAUUAUUUAAUCAAUAAGAAUUAACUGUACUAAACAACAUAUUAUGCUGUUCUAGUUACAGCAAGCACUCUUUAAGAAAAAUAUCCACUACACUAAAUAGGUACUAUAGUAAUUUUAGACAUGGUACCCAUUGAUAUGCAUUUAAAUGUUUCACUGCUGUGUUCUGUUGAUAACAUAUAUAAAUAUUAGAUAAUGAUAACGCUUCUGCUGCUGUCUUUUCUGUAAUAUUCUCUUUCAUGCUGAAUUUACUAUGACCAUUUAUAAGCAAUGCAGUUAACUACAGAUAGCAUUUCGGGACAAAAUAGAUGACUCAAAUCAUUUAUUGCUUAAGAAAUAGCUUACAUCAUGCUAUGCUAUAAGCAGCUUUUAUGCACAUUGACAAAUAGCGAGUGAGCUUCAGCUUGCUAAGGGAAACUGUGGAAAAUUUUGUAACUUUUGGUGAAAUGGAACAUUGUUUAUGAACUGUUAAAGAACAUGAGGAAGUUGCUUUGUGACAUAGUGCUGGCACUGAUGUUGUCCUUCAUCGCCUUCUGGCACACGCCUGUAAAUGUGAUCAGAUUGUACCAAGGAAGAUUCAAAGAUCUGAAGUUUCAAAGUUUUUGCUUUGUUUUCAUUCUGUUUGUUUGUUGUACAUUGAAAAACAACAACAUUCAAAGUGUUUCAUAUUGUUUCCUUCACUCUGAAAACACAAAGGAAUGGUAUCUUAAUACCCGUGAGUAUUAAGACCAGAUCCACGCAAACAAAAUGAAUUGUGUUUACUCCAUUAUAAUUCUGGAGGAACACCUUUGUAAAGAAUCAACAGCAAAAUGUUAUUUUUAAGAGAAUCCUAAAACACAAAGUGCAAAUAAAUGUAGGAAAGCAUUUCAGGAGCACAAGAAAGACCUUGUGAAGAGGAGUCCU